UAUUCGAUUAUUCAACUUAACCAAAGAAAAAUCAAGCUGAUUCCAGACCCACUAUGGAUCAAAAAAGUCAUAGAGUCAAGAUUCCUUGCAAUCAUCCGUUAAGAGUCGUAGAAUUGAAGUAUGCCAAAGAGUUUCAAAUUCGGUCAUUGGCAAAUCGAUCACACGAAUGCGAUGGAUGCGGUAAAGUAUCUGGCUUUGGCUAUUACUGUUCAAGCUGCGAGUUUGGGGCACAUGAAGAAUGCAUCGACUUCCCAGACAUCGUCAACUUCAUCUGCCACUCUAGACAUCCUCUCGAGAAAGUCUUGGCCGAGACAGUUGACUAUAACGUUGACGUAUGUAAUUUUUGUGAUGAGGAACUUGGUGAUCAGAUAUAUCAUUGUUUCUUAUGUAACUUUAGUAUAGAUUUGUACUGUUCGAUAGUUCAGCCACCGCGUACUAUAUAUCAACCGAAGAGCCACCACCAUGAAUUCACCCUUCUAGCGAGAAAGGUCUCAUUCACUUGUAAUGCAUGUGGGAUGAUUGGUGACCGUAAUCCUUACAUUUGUAUUGAAUGUGAUUUCAUGCUGCACAGAGAUUGUGUCGAUCUGCCCCGAGUCAUGAACAUCAAUCGUCACGAAUGCCGCAUCAGUCGCUCGUAUCGUCUUAGUCCCGGGGAUUGGGAAUGUGGAGUUUGUCGCAAAAGGGUAGAUUGGACAUUUGGAGCUUUCUCUUGCUUGUAUUGUAGGAAAUAUGUUGUACAUUCAAAGUGUGCGACAAGAGAAGAUGUGUGGGAUGGAGAGGAACUUGAAGAUAAGCCGAAAGAUAAAGAAAUUGAACGUUCUUACAAAUACAUCAAUAGCAACCACGAAAUCAUUCAUUUCAGUCAUGAACAUAAUCUCUUCGAUAAUGCUGGUUUUGAUGCGGCUGAUUUUGAAAAGGUGUGCGACGCUUGCGUCAUUCCCAUCAAUUCUGAUCCAUUCUUCAAAUGCGUGCAAUGUGAGUUCUCCAUUCAUCAAAUAUGUUCUAGACUUCCUCGUAUGAAACGAAAUAUCUUUCACAGCCACAAGCUUAGUCUACUGGUUGAUGAUAAGGCGGAUAAGCCUUUCAAAUGUACGUAUUGUCUUCAACAUUUUGAUGGCUUCAGGUACUAUUGUCAGUCUCACUAUUGUAAAAAGAGUGGGUUUCUAUUAGAUUUGAGGUGCAGUACCAUUUGCGAGCCUUUUCAUCAUGAAUUGCAUCCCCAUCCCUUGUACCGCACGUCGAGAGAGCAUAAGAUGUGUGGAGCAUGUGGUGAAGAGUCAAAGUAUGUCUUGAGCUGUACUGUUUGCGAGUUUGCUCUAGGCAUGGAGUGUGCCACGUUACCAAGAAAAGUGAAACAUAGAUGCGACGAUCAUUCUUUAUCUUUGAAUCAUGGCGCUGGAAACUCGAGCGGUCAGUUGUGGUGUGAUAUUUGUGAGGGAAAGACAGAUCCAAAUGUAUGGUUUUAUGGUUGUGAUGAUUGUGGGGUCACACUCCAUAUCAAGUGUGUACUUGGAGACAUGUAUCACUUCAAGCCAGGGAAAGAGUACUUGGGAGGUGAACUUGUUCCAAAUACUGGUAUGCUUAGACCUUUAUGCAUAGUUUGCCAAAACCGAUGCAUGUUCCCUCAGUUUCUUAAGGCUACUUCCGAGUCAGAUUCAACUAUUGUAUACGCUUGUUCGAUGGAAUGUGCAGACAGCUACAAGUGGCGUUUAGAAGUUAGGUUAGGCAACGUGCCUACGUACAGAAAAGGGCCAAGCCGUGAAACGCACACAAAACUCCUAUUUUCAGAAAUGAUAAGCUAUAUGAGAUCGACGUAUCAACGUUAUGGAUCUAACUCCCUCAAACAUCUCAUGCUUAUAUCUGUAUUGCAAUAG
Messenger RNA from Camelina sativa (false flax), 1874 nucleotides. RefSeq lists its product as uncharacterized. Lineage: Eukaryota; Viridiplantae; Streptophyta; Magnoliopsida; Brassicales; Brassicaceae. The record is from RefSeq and is a predicted model, not a curated record.